Molecule: messenger RNA, 1176 nt
Organism: Tachyglossus aculeatus (Australian echidna)
Lineage: Eukaryota; Metazoa; Chordata; Mammalia; Monotremata; Tachyglossidae
Gene: FAM43B
Product: family with sequence similarity 43 member B
Exons: 1
Coding region: 19-1014 (331 amino acids)
Source: RefSeq, a predicted model, not a curated record
CGCCCUCCAGGAGCAGCCAUGCUGCCCUGGAGACGCAGCAAGUUCGUCCUGGUGGAGGAUGAACCCAAAUGCCAAGCCAAGAGCCUGCGACCGGGCCUGGCCUACGGCUCGCUCCUGUCCACCGUCCUGCGGGCCUGCCCGGACCUGGUGCCCGGCUGGCCCCUGGCCCGCCUGGGCCGCCUCUUCCGCACCCGCCGACGGAAAGUGGAGCUCACCCCGGAGGACCCCACAUACACCGUCUGCUACUUGGGCAACGCCGUCACUCUGCAGGCCAAGGGCGACGGCUGCACCGAUGAUGCAGUGGCCAAAAUCUGGGCCCGCAGCGGCCCAGCUGGUGGCACCAAGAUGAGGCUGACCCUGGGGCCGCAGGGCAUCCGCAUGCAGGCCGGAGGGAGGCCUGGGGGACGACGGUCCACCCAUGCCUACCUGCUGCCCCGCAUCACCUACUGUGCAGCAGACGGGUGCCACCCCAGGGUCUUCGCCUGGGUCUACCGGCAUCAGGCCCGCCACAAGGCCGUGGUCCUCAGAUGCCACGCCGUGCUGCUGCCCAAGGCACCCCAGGCCCGGGCCCUGGCCCACCUGCUCCGCCAGGCCGCCCUGGCCGCCUUCAGCGACUUCAAGCGGGUCCAGCGGCAAAACGACGCCCGCCACGUGCGCCAGGACCGGCACUGCCAGCUCCUGCCCGCGGGCACUGCCACCCCCGUGCCCCACCUGCCCCUACGACGCCUGCUUAACUCCAAGUGCCCCUACCGACCUCCCCCAGCCGAGCGUGGGCGCGGAGGGGCUCCCCGGCUCAGCUGCAUCCUGGAGGAGGACGAGGACCAGGAGGAGGACGGAGGGGACGGGGGGCAGGGGGGAGAUGGGCAGAGGGACCAGGGCGAUGGGCGACCUCUCCAGGAGAGGCCCGAGGUGCUAAGCUUGGCCAGGGAGCUGAGGACCUGCACCCUCAGGGGUCCCCCCGACCCGCGACCUUGGAAGUCCGGUCUCCUCCGGCGGGCUUGCCUGGCGCGUUAGGCCGGGGGAGCCGGGGGCGGUGGAGAUGCCACGCUGACCCGUCAGGACUGGCAUCCCUUCCUUGCAAGGCCGGAAUCCCAGGCUGACACCCCCUCCCCGCCUUUUCCGUCCAAUCCUCUCCCCCUGCCCGCGGGCAGCAGGCCCUCCCCAUACCUCCUCCGG